Molecule: messenger RNA, 1104 nt
Organism: Aureobasidium melanogenum CBS 110374
Lineage: Eukaryota; Fungi; Ascomycota; Dothideomycetes; Dothideales; Saccotheciaceae
Exons: 1
Coding region: 1-1104 (367 amino acids)
Source: RefSeq, a predicted model, not a curated record
AUGAUCAGCACUAUCCCCGAAGGUCACAAUGACCACGACUACAAGCCUGCCUGCAAUGGCAAGAGACGCCGCAUCUCAAAGGUGUCGAUGAGUCUGGGCAACGCGGCUGCCGAAGACCUACGAAGCGAAAUUUCACAGAGCAUCCGCAAGGAACUGUCACGUCGAAGAAGCAGUGUCAUUGCUCCCGAGCCACAACUCAAGUCGCGACCUACCGAAACCGCCAACAUCCUUCCAGCCGAAAAGGGAGAAUCAGCCGCGUCCAAGACAUUGAACAACUUUGAUCUCUUUGAACACAUCUUGAUGCAGCUCCCGUGGUCCGGCGAUGAGGUCGAGACGCAACGACAGAGCAUUCGCGCUAUCAUGACUAUCUCGCGGACGUGUCGCAGUUUCAAGGGCAUGAUUGAUGCUUCUGCCCGAUUGCAGAAGCGUCUGUUCCUGGCACGCGACUCAGAGCAAAAGAGACCCUGUUACUGUGGUCACCAAGAGGAGGAUCGCGUCUGUGGCGCAGAAACGAAUCCUUUCAUUGCACCCACUCUCAAGAAACACAUCCUGCACAACUCCUUUUCCUGCGACCAACGACGACAAAAGCAGGCUGCUGCAAGACAAGCACGAGCCGACCAACAGUCGCUCUGCCGCCACCUCUCCAACACAAAUCAGUCACACGACGACUACUUCAGCCACCCCGUCGUCUUUCGCGACCUCCAAGACCGCCAGAAGAAGCACAUGCUCGUUUUCAAGAUCUCCGAAAACGACCCUUUCUAUCUCCUCGGCGAGCGCUCUUCUCCAGACGCCAGCUGGCGCAAAAUGUACUUCUCCAACCCAGCACCUACGCGUAUCGAGCUUUACUACUGGAGCUACCUCAUUCGCUGUGAGUCACAAGACGGCAAACCUUUGACUGCGGGUUUCGUUUGGGAUACAAUCCACGAGACGCUGGAAGUUGCGAGACAGCGCAAAGCGCCCGGAUAUCAGUAUGAGGGCGAUGAGCCGUUGCUUGUGCUUCUGGGCUCGUGGGAGAAAGAGGGGGAUCAUAGACAUGUUUACGACUGGUUGAACCAGAGGCACGAGGCUUGCAGCAGCCCGGCUUGUCGGUAUGCAAAGGCUUGA